Messenger RNA from Ceutorhynchus assimilis (cabbage seed weevil), 8554 nucleotides. Lineage: Eukaryota; Metazoa; Arthropoda; Insecta; Coleoptera; Curculionidae. The record is from the annotation of a GenBank genome assembly.
CAGCAGACAGACAGCAGGCGCAGGCCGCAGGCAGCUUGCCGUCUUCUUUUAUCUCGUCCUCCAUUGGAAACCAGCUGAUUUGGGUUGACAAUAAUAAAAUGUUCCGGUUUUUGGCUUAUUUUUUGGCCGCAAAAGUGUGUAAAAUUUGUAAAGUGUGCGUGGGAAACCAAUGAAACCGUUCUGCGGCGAGCAGAGAUGAUGGAACAGGAAAAAUGGUCGGCCGAUUACCAACAAUCUGUGUCGACUUCGACAGGGACAGGUAUAGAGGAAGGAACCAGUAGCAGCACCAACAAAAGCCAACACACAAAAAUUAUUCCGAGGACGGAUAAUAGCGAAGUUCUAAAUUCUCAAAUUAAAGAAGAUCCAGAUGCAAAAUCCAUUUUUCCGCUGCCGCAAAUCAAGAACGAAUAUUACCCAAGCACUGCCGUAAUUAGCGAAAAAUCCCGGCAAACAAUUCAACUAAUCUUGGCCCAAAUUAAAUCUCUCUCACAGAACGACAAGUACCUGCUGUACCUAAAACUGCCUUCGGAAAUUACGGACAUUAUCGAUCCAUUUAGGCAACCCUUAAAUCCUUUAGGGAGUCGCUCCGAAAUUUCUCGAACUAUUGUAUGGAUUCAAACGCAUUUAGAGGAGGACCAAAAUAUAUCUUUGCCUAAAAAGGAAGUUUACAAUGAAUAUGAACAGUACUGUGACAAAAAUCACAUCAAACCCCUAUCCCAGGCGGAUUUUGGAAAAGUAAUGAAACAAGUAUUUCCAAAAGUCAGGGCGAGAAGACUGGGCCAGAGAGGAAAUUCCAAAUACUGUUAUUCGGGACUGAGGCGACGAGUCAAACUUAAAACACCUAUUUUACCGGAUCUAAAUGACAAACCAUUGUCGACUGAAGCUACAAUUACACCCACAAGUGUCACAUACGCAGCUUGGUUAAUUAUCAAAGACUGGGCGCAUCAACAGCUAGGGGUUCAGUUUACUUCGUUCGAGGCGUUGGCGCAUUAUUUGGUUAGAAACUGCUCUGUUGGAUCCGGUUCUGAGGCUGCUAGCAAACUCACUUUGAAUGUGGAGACACAGGCGAAAAGUGAAGAAAGUCCAAGUAAAAGUCUCCAUAAGCAUCGAGAAAUGCAGCUGCAGCUACAGAAAAAAAUACAGCAAAGAAGUGAGGGCAAAGAGCGAAAAAGGAAAAUUCAGACUUGUAAACUGGAACUUAAACCUGGUACCAAAAAGUGUCGAUCACAUAGCGUGCCCGCUUCAACGAACCCCACUCCAACACUGCUAGAAUCUACAAUAGGCACCCUGACAAGCGGCGAAUGUAGCACUGGAAGUAGCAGUUGUGGCAGCAACAGCGUCAGUCCGACUCAGGGCAAAGCAACUAUCUGUGAUAAACCAGAGUUCACUCAGCUAGCGUUACCUGAUUUCAAGAGUUUUCAGAAACCGGUCUUGGUUGACGGGGGACCAGGAGUCACGGAUACUAGGCAAGACAAGGCAGCUUCACCACCUACGAACAGCACCAAGGUAACUGUUUUGAAACAGCAGCAGCAGCAGGCGUCCCCCAAGCUCUCAGUUUCUGUUAAAUUACGGAACCAGCAUAAACUCAAGUACAAAACGGUCCAGCCCAGACUGAUGCAACUAUGUGAUAUUGCAACGUACAACGUGCCAGCGGAAUCUGUCAACGCGCAAGCGAUGGCACCAGCGUUGACCGACACCCGAUCUCAGCUCGUGCAGAAUGUACAAGAGAAUAAUGUUAAUGAUAAGAUACCUGAUGACAAUUUGAAUGAAUGUGCGGAAGACGAGGAUUUUCCACUUACUAGAGAAAGACUUGACAGUGUGAGCAAUGUUGAAAAAGAUGCUAUGGAUGAAUAUCUGGGAACAAACAACAGUCAACACGAGGAAGAACUAUCAAAAUAUUUUAAUGCCAAUGGAGAAGCAGUGACCCCUCCUACAAUAAUAGAUGUGGAUCAGACCAACAAGCUGUCAACAUUGAGGCAACUUUUAGAGCAAAAUGGCAUAUCCGAGAAGAAACAAAUUAUUCCACCAAUCAAUAACAUCACUUUACCUGAAACAAUUGCUUCUCCCUUUCCCAAUAAUAAUUCCAUGCCUCAGCAGCAAAUGCCUUCUCCAUCACCUUGUAUUCCUUAUAAUCAUGUACUAUCUAGUUUAACUAGUAGCACUAGGAGGCGCGUAAGUUUUGGCGAUUCGGUUCCACCAAGUCCGACCACUAGAAGUAAAAACUUUAAUUUCACUCCAAUUUCACCUGGACCACAAUCGCCGAGCGGUGUACAGUCCAAGUGCUCUAGUACGAAUGCAAGUCCAUUUGUAAGUCCUAGAAACACGCCUAUUUCUCGCUCUAAAAAUUCUACACACCAAAAUGCUGGCAUUUUGGUAACAAAACACGGUAAAAUUAAAAACGAAUUAGAAUUGUCCCUAGAAAUUUCUCCUGAAAUAAAACAUUAUAAUAUGCCUAUGUCUGCACCUGUAAGUCCAAUGUUGAAUAAUGUAAGUCCAAUGUUAAAUAAUAACAAUAAGAGUAUGCUUCAGAAAUUAUUGAAUGCCGACAGUAAGGUUCAAUAUACUCCUGAAUAUGUCACUAAUAAUAUUCCAGAUUCCACUCCCCUACAACAGUUUUUUCCUCCAGAUUUAUCAUCUAGAUCCCAGUCAGUUCCGUUAAAUGAAAUGCACGCACAAAUCAUGCAGGAAAUUAUAAAAAAAGAUACCAAUAUUGUUUCUCAAGAUUUAAAUUCUCUUGAGAAUAAUAAUAUUAACGCUUUCAGUUUAGAUAUGUCUACUAAUAAUCAAUGUUUAACAGAAUAUGGUUUGAAUUUCAUAAAUACUUGUUCGGAGACUAGUUUCACUCCGUACACUUCUCCAACUCAAAAACCACCAAGAAAUAUUACCCGUUCCCAAAGCAUAGAUGUUAAUUUUGACAUAUCCAAAUGUAAUAAUCCUUCUAGAUCUGUUCCCAGUACUCCGUUGCCUUUUACGCAAAAUUUAAAAAUCAAUUUGUUAGAUCAUCAACAGAACAGUUCUCGAUCGUAUCCCUCCACUCCUCUAAAUUCAAACGAAACUUUCAUAUAUCAAGUGAAUUCGGAUUGCUUGAUAAACGGACACCCUCUUAGAACAGAAUCGAAUAACGAAUUUAUUGCUAAUUAUAAUGAAACAACAACUGUUAAUCAGCUAGAUAAUGAUUUUGCUAUUGAAAAUGGUGAGACUCUGAUGGAGGACAGUGACCUUUUAAUACAGCAGGGUUAUACUGAUAAUAUUGAUCAAUAACUCUUUGGGUUUUUAUAAUUUUUAUUCAUAGUUUUUUUUUUUUCAUCAAUGUCUAGGGCUAAAAUUAUCUAAAAAAUUUGCAACGAAAAAAUUCUGUCAAAAAAGUUAACAGAAAAAAUUCUACUUUUCUAAUCUAUCCGCUUGUUUGCUGUGUCUUCAACUUCAAAGUUACUGUAAAUUUUCUAACCAUCUUGGCGAUUUGUUCUGGUUGUUCCAUUGAUCAUUUGAUUGCUGCAUGAUUUGUUCUACUUUCUGUAUAAAGACUUACGGAACUGAUCAACUAUUACCUUACACUUUUUUUUAUCCCGUUGAAAAUAGCUUUUAAGUGUUUUGAAGUGAAUACAGAACACUAAGGUCUGAUUUAUUCAGCUUCUGAUAAACUAUGAGGUAUGCAAUCUGACGGAUAAAAAGCAAUGAAGUAGUAAGAAGGCUGGAAUAGGCCUUUGCCUAUCUACUCAAUACAUAUAUUUGUGGCCAACAUUAAAGUGAGAGAUCUAUGAGAUUUUCUUGCCCUUACUAGCGCCAUCUCAUUCUGGAAUCAAUUCAAUGACGCAAAACUCAUUCCAAAGCUUCUUUCUACUUCAUUGAUAAAAACGCAAUCUGUAAUCGCAUUGGUCGGCUAGUUUAGUUAACUGCAAACCAAUAGAAUUAUAGAACGAUAAAUUUAUCUUCCAGAUAGUUACCAGCAAGUUUACCUAAAUAUGAAUAAACCAACCCUAAAAAAAAUCUAUGAAUAUCUUUGUUCAAAGUUGGCGUUUUCUGUCUAAAUUCAACAAAUUUUACAAGAGUUAUCUGUGAUAAAUUUAUAUUUGGAAUAUUAAGCUUUAUUUGUUUUAAUUUGUCCUUUUUCUAAAGUUGGAUGUAAAGUCCUGAAUGUGAAAUUUUAUCUAGAAAUUACUUAUUUAUUCGAUCAUUUUUUUUAUGACCAAAAAGAAAUAUUUUAUUAAAUUGUUGUUAAAUUGUUCUCAUUAUAUUUUAAUGUGUGUUUGAAGCAAUGACAUAUUAACAUAGAUAGACAUUACAGUAAACAAAAUUUUAUGUCGCCAACAUCUAAGAGAGCAAGUGUAUCCCCUCAAAUUUGAUUGCCAAAUUAUCAUGAAUGGAUAUUUUAUCCUGUUAUGACUUUGCUUCAAAAAGUUGGAGGUUCAAGACUAAAAACGACUACUGGCAAUGCCGAUUUUGUAAGAUAGGAGGGUUCAGGAAGAGAGCGGGUGUUGUUUCCACCACUGAUGAAUCCCUACUAUGACCUCCCUUGAGCAACUAACCUCUCCUGGCCCAUUGGGGGUCUCAUCAUCACAACAAACAUCCGUUUAUGAAUGAGAUAUCGUGUCUAUCUAUGUUAAGAUGUCAUUGGUUUGGAGUAAUUGUUCUAAAAUUGAUGAAAUUUUUAAUAAUAUUAGGUUUUAAUUUUAAAUUAUUUUCAUCUAGGAGAAUUUUUUUGUUUGUAUUGUAAAUAUGGAAAGCACGUUCUCUUCUUUUUGUCUUUCAUUAAUUUAUUUUUCAAUGUCUAUGAUUUGGAAUGGGAUUGUAGAUUUGUAUUUGUUGAAAAUUGUAGAUUCAAAAGAUAAAGGCUAUGUUCCGUAAUCAACUGAGUACUGGAUUUUACUGUGCUAAUUUUACUGUCAUUUGUCGUUCCGAUUUUAACAGCGUACUGUUUUGCUGUAGGAUUGUCGGUAAAAAUCGUCUCGUUUUCGAGUCAUGUAUCGAAUCGUGAUUCUAUAGAAUCCCCGUCCAGUAAAUAAUAAUGUCGUCACUAGCGCAUUUAAAACAUCAUUUAGUACUGACAGUUGAUAUUGGAACAUAGCCAAAAUGUAAUCACCAGAAUAACAAUUCUGCAACUUUUUUGAGCCACUUUAAAUGAAGUGCUGAACCAAUUUCGUCAAUCGCCAAUAAAUAUAAUGAAGUCUCAUGAAAACGGUUUGAAUCGGAAUUAAUACAAAUAUUUAUUUUGUCAUUUCACACUUCAGUUAUUUGGCUUUUAAAGAAGUAAUUGAGAAAUUACUCUACGUUAAUUUAAAGAGAAACCACUAGAAUGAUGCUUGUUGUUUGGUGCUUUGUGCAAUAUGUCAAUAAUGUUGAUAGACAUAAAGUAUCUGGCUAUCGGAAACUUGGUGUUGCGUUUGGGGUUUCUUAGGUGUCCACUGAGGACCUCUUCUUUUUUCCCCUUCUGCAGCAUUGAAGCCUGAGAAGGCUUAUUGUACUUACCCUGUGCGGUUUAUUCCAACCACUCCAGUAUUUUUGUGCCUUGUACGAGGUUGUACAGGUCUUUUACUGGGUGGUGUUUCAUUAUUGAUUUUGGUUCUAUAUUUGGUUGCCCGAAAAUGCUAUCUCUUCUGUGAUCCAGUGCCUCGCAGUUCACCAGGAUGUGUACUCUGACUGUCUCGGGUUCCUUAUUGCAAAGUCUACAAUUAAGGUCUCCGUCGUACAGGUUCAUCCUGUUCAGGUGGACCUUUACCAGUCAAGAGUCCCGUUAUGGUUCUCAGUCGGCUCCUGCGCCUUUGUAGCAGUUCCCUUUUGCUGCAUGGUUGGUCGAUGAAUUCCUUACCAUGAUUCUGCCUGAAAGUUGUCCAGUGUCGCUGAUAUUCUUUACGAAUCCAGUCUUUGAUGUGGCUUCAUACUUUUUAGUAUCUCUAGAGACAGUUCUGGCCCGAUAAGUUUUGUCUCUGACCCUUUCUUUACGAGUCCAUCAGCUUUUUCAUUGCCUUCGAAUUUUCUGUAUCUUGGCACCCAGAUAAGUUUCACCUUAUUCUGGUCCGCCAGGGCUCUGACUUCUUCCUGGUAUUCCCAUACUAGUCUUGAUGACACUGUCUGGCUCGAAAGGGCCUUCACUGCCGCCUAACUAUCAAUCAUUAUAAGGAUCUGCCUGUUAGCUGUAGCUCUCCUGUUGUUCUCCACUGCGCAUUGGAGUAUAGCGUAUACCUCUGCUUGAAAAACAGAGACAUGUCUUUCCAGUGCAUAGUGAUCGCUAUAGUUGGCGGAGUAUACCUCUGCUCCGGUACCAAACGCGGUCUUCGACUCGUCUAUGUACCAGGUCUGGUCUUGGUUUUUGGUUUCCGGUAUGCCAUGUUCUCAUUUAGUUCUACUUGGGAAGAUCACCUCGAAUGGUUUGUACAGGUAGUAUCAUUUUGGUAUGUAGUCAGGCCUCAUGUUGAAAAUCUCUCCUCCCACGAGUUCUAUGAUUGCCAUGUGUCCCGUCCUUUUGUUGGAGGCGGUUGUUGGCUGCAGUCUGUACGCUCCCAUCCUUGCCUCCCCCUGUAUCACUAUGUGUAGAGGUGGGAGGUCUAGGAGGGUCUUCAUGACUGCUGUUGGUGUGGAUCGCAUUGACCUCGUUAUUUCUGAGCAGGUCAGUUUUUGCACUUUGCUAAGUUGUCGUGUGGCACUUCCCUGCAGUGUCUUGGGCCACCACACCAGGGCUCGUAACCGGAGAACAGCGUUCUCUCAAGAGAACGAUUGCUCUGUCUUUAUCAGUAUUAUGGAAAUAACAAUAUAGGUGACUAAAACAGAGCAAUCGUUCUCUUGAGAAAACGCUGUUCGCCGGUGACGAGAAUACAGGCCCAGGAAGGCGUAUGUUAGGAUAGGUUUGACCAUCAUGUUGUAUGUCCAAUACAGCAUGUCCGGUCUUAAGCCCCAUAAUUUUCCUUGCAAGCGUCUGGUUAUCAUUAUGAUGUUACUAAUUUUUUGAUGGUGUUUUCCAGGAAAGUUUUGAGUCCAGUGUUACCGCCAAGUACUUGACCUCACUCGAAAUCUGUAUAUUUUUACCCCUUAAUCUAAGAGGUCUCAGGUCUUGGAUUUGUUGGGACUAAUGUUUAGCCUUUCUCUAUCCACCCAUCUUGUUGUUUCGGUCUAAAGCGUCUUGCAUUCGUUCCCGAAUUGUAGAGUUGAAUUUACCCGGCAAGAUGAUGACUAUGUCGAGGGCACGGUGUCCUCCGUCAGUAAGCACCUCAAUCAAGCUGUCCGCCACUGGAUUCCACAGAAGCGAGGAUAAUACCUCGCCCUGUGGGUAUCCCCUGUACACCCUGGCCGCUAGUGUCUCCUGUGCGAUGGUGGUUUCUAGUAUUCUUUCUCUUAGCAUGGAGUUGAUCUACACACAGCAGGUGAACUCAACUCCUUUGUGCUUGAGAGAUCUGAUGGUUAUUGAAUCAAAGGGAGUGUUGUCAAAAGCUUCCUCUAUAUCCAAGAAGGAACCCAGCAUCACCUCUUUAUUGUCCAGUGUAGUCUCCACUAUACUGACCAGCUGGUGAAGCACUGUUUCUGUUGACAUCUGUGUCCGAUACGCAUAUUGGUCAUGGUAUAGUGUCGGUUAGCCAAAACACCGUCCCUAAUGUGCCUAUUCACAAGUUUUUCCAGUGUCUUGAGCUCAAAUGAUGUAAGACUAAUGGGUCUUAGGGACUUCGCCGUGUCCUGUCCUAUUUUUUCCAGGUUUUGGUAUGAACGAUACCCUAAUGCGCCUCCCAAGGCCUUUGGUAUUUAGCCAAAGGCUAGGCUACUUCCUAGAAUGUUACAAAGUAUCCUGUUUGCAAAUUCAGUUCCGUUCUGUAACAUUAUGGGAUAGAUCCCAUCUGUCCCUGUUGAUUUAUAUGGGUCAAAGGUGUCUAUAGCCCAUUUGACUUUUUCAUAGUUGACUACUUUCUUCGAGGUCAGCCAGUCGUUCCUGGACUGGAUGUCCUCUGAGUCUGAUCAACUAUCUUUGAGUCGGAAAAGUGGAUUCUUAGGAGUUCCCUAGCCAUCUCUUUCCCCGUCUUGGAAAUUCAUCAAGGUUGUUCUUGAGUGAUUUGAUUGUUGUCUUCGGGCCCUUUGACAGAGUUCUUUGAAGUCCAGCACAAUCUUGAGUACUUUCUAUAUCCUCACAGUACUUCCUCCAAGACCUCCUUGGAUCCCCUCAGCUCUUUCUUGAACUUUCUCAACGUGGUUGAAGUCAGUUCUAGUAUUUUUUCCUUAAUUUUACAAGGCUCUCAUUCCAUCAGGGCACUUUCCUGGUGGAUGUCCCUGUUGUAAGUGGGCAAUUUUCAUUGGAGACUGAGAUAAUUGCAUCAUUGAAUUGAUCCACAAGCAUCUCCAAGUCUUCAGUGUUUUUUUUUUUUGAUGUUCGUCAGACUGUACUCCAAGACAGCUUUGUAUGCGUCCCAGUCGGUAUUUCGAGGUUCCGAUAAUUUACUGAAAUUGUUUCCCCUGAAAUUUCAAAUUUGCAGUAGGUUUCUUUCCUACAUUUACUAUAUCCAAAUUGUUUGCUAUAAUAUAUUGUAGUAAAGACUCACCUCUGUCGUUGAUGUUAGUACUGCCCCACAGAGCUGGG